AUGUCCGGCGCUCUGCUUCCUCUCCGCGCCCGGCAUUGCCUCAUCACCGGCGCGUACGGGGGCAUCGGCGCCGCCAUCGCCGCCCGCUUCGCCGCCGAAGGCGCCCUCGUGACCCUCCUCGGCCGCAGAGAGGACAAGCUGCGAGACCUCUGCGCCCAGCUCCCGCCCUUCCGGGACACCCGCCUCGCCCCCCUCACCGCCGCCUCCGACUCCGACUCCGGCAGCACCCGGCCGUCCCCGGACGAGAAGCCGCCCGCCCAUUCCUACGCCGUCAUGGACGUGUCCGCCCAAGGCCGCGAUGAAGCCGUAUUGGACGACAUCUGGAAACGUACGGGCCAGAUAGACGUCCUUGUCAACGCCGCGGGUAUUGCGCAAUUCCAGCUCUUGCAGAACACCUCCCCUCACGCCGCCAGGGAACUCGUUGACACCAACCUCAUGGGCACCAUCUUCAUGUCGAGGUACAUGGCCCAACGCAUGAAGCGCAGGCGCGCCGACAGGGAUGCUUGCAUUAUCAACGUCGCGAGCUUGCUGGCCCAAAAGGGCAGCCCCGGCACCAGUGUGUAUGCAGCUUCAAAGGCAGGCAUCAUAGGUCUCACCCACGCUCUUUCCGUCGAACUAGGACCGCUGCGCAUCAGGACCAACGCCAUAGUCCCUGGCUACAUAGAAACCAAUAUGCUUGCCUCCAUGUCGAGAGAACCCCUCGAGAAGCGCAUUCCGCUGGGGCGUUUGGGCCGGCCCGAUGAGGUGGCUGAUGCCGCCGUUUUCCUGGCCCAAAACACGUACGCCAAUAACUGCAUCCUGAAUCUGGAUGGUGGGUUGAGUGCUGUCUGA
Molecule: messenger RNA, 831 nt
Organism: Colletotrichum karsti
Lineage: Eukaryota; Fungi; Ascomycota; Sordariomycetes; Glomerellales; Glomerellaceae
Exons: 5
Coding region: 1-831 (276 amino acids)
Molecular function (GO): oxidoreductase activity, acting on the CH-OH group of donors, NAD or NADP as acceptor
Source: RefSeq, a predicted model, not a curated record